Messenger RNA from Daphnia carinata, 2530 nucleotides. Its product is annotated as solute carrier family 15 member 1-like. Bases 133 to 2319 code for a protein of 728 amino acids. Gene Ontology annotation, cellular component: membrane. The record is from RefSeq and is a predicted model, not a curated record. Gene Ontology annotation, biological process: transmembrane transport; oligopeptide transport. NCBI's taxonomy places the organism in Eukaryota, Metazoa, Arthropoda, Branchiopoda, Diplostraca, Daphniidae. Gene Ontology annotation, molecular function: dipeptide transmembrane transporter activity. The transcript is spliced from 16 exons.
CACUCUCUCCAGAGUGCGCCCUCCGGCCGGUGCUACUUUUUUGCAGCGAAGCUGAAAAACCUAAAAACUAUGUUGCGAGUCGUAGUUGAGUGGGCCAGCAGAACGGUUGAUUACCGUUGACCAACAAGAAAAAUGGUUUCAAGGGAUCCCGAAGAUCAACUCAAGAAGCUCAAAUAUCCCAAAGCCGUAUUUUUCAUCAUCGUCAAUGAGUUUUGUGAACGUUUUAGCUACUAUGGCAUGAAAACUGUGCUCGGACUUUACUUCCGGAAUAUAUUGCUUUAUGAUGAAAGCGAAUCCACCGUCUACUACCAUCUGUUUUCAAUGCUGUGUUACUUCACUCCCGUUUUCGGAGCAAUUUUGGCGGACACUUACCUCGGAAAAUUCAAGACAAUUCUUUACCUUUCAAUCCUCUACGCCUGCGGUAACAUCAUAUUAAGCGUGGCCUCCAUACCAAAUACGCUGCCGCAAAAAGAAUUUUCCCUUUUGGGAUUGUUCAUCAUCGGUGUGGGCACGGGCGGUAUCAAGCCAUGCGUGUCGGCCUUUGGUGGCGAACAGUUUGUCCGUCCCCAGCAAGACAGACAACUCGAGCAAUUCUUUUCGUACUUUUAUAUUUCGAUUAAUGCUGGAUCACUCCUUUCGACUUUACUAACACCAAUUCUUCGUGAGGAUGUCCAGUGCUUUGGCCAGAAUUCGUGCUUUCCGUUGGCCUUUGGCGUUCCGGCUAUCCUGAUGAUCAUCGCAAUUGCUGUUUUCGUUUUCGGCAAAUGGAACUAUAAGAUGCGGCCCACUGAAGGAAACAUUAUGGUCGAUGUUUCAAAAUGUGUUGCCCAUGCAAUUGGACGGAAGUUGAAAAGCGAAGAGGAAGCCCAUGACCAUUGGCUAGAUUUUGCUUCAGAUAAAUUCGAUAAGCAAUUGAUUAAAGACAUCAAGCAAGUUCUUCAUGUUUUAGUGCUUUAUCUGCCCAUUCCAAUCUUUUGGGCUUUGUACGAUCAACAGGGUUCGCGGUGGUUGUUUCAAGCAACCAGAAUGGACGGAAGUUUGGGUUUCAUGUCCAUCAAACCGGAUCAAAUUGGAAUUGUGAAUCCAUUGUUGAUUAUAGCCAUUACUCCCCUUUUCAACAGCUUGAUUUAUCCCUGUUUUAAAAAAUGUGGAUUGUUGACUCCACUCCAGAGAAUUGGCACAGGUGGAAUGCUCAUCGGCAUUUCCUUUGUGAUUUCGGGAAUUGUCGAACUCAACCUUGAGAAAACGUAUCCUCGUAUUCCAGCUGCGGGAUUAACUCAGUUGAAUUUUGUGAAUACUUUACCAUGUCCAGUGGACAUUUCGUACGUUCACGCCAACGGUCCGGAGAAGUGGUUCGAAAUAAAUGCCAAGAGUUUUACUUUUGAACGAGAUCUCAGUGAUGGACCUAUUCAAGUGAAAGCCCAUUUACUUUCUUCUACUUGUGCCAAUGUAAACUUCUCAGCGCCUGAAUGGAUUGGUACUAUCGAUGGUGUUGGAACUAAAGCAUUCUCCGUCAUUAUUACUGGCCGGAAUGGCACAUUGGAAGUCGCUCGCAUGAACACGGAAGAACCUUUGGAUAAGGCAAAUUCCGGACAACCUCGCGUUGGGUUUAUUUUUAAUCUGCACGAUGACCUAGUCGAUCAGGGGAAUAUUACGCUGAAAUCGAAAGAUAGGAUUAUCCAUUUCCCAUUCCUCGCUUCGAACAACUCUUCGACGCUUGGUCGUGUUGUAAGCACAGAUGUUUUAGAGGUAGUUGUAGGCACGUAUGAGGUGUUCAUCCCGAGGAAGGACGGUAGGAUAAAUACGGAUGAUCCUGCUGGAACUAUAACUGUUUUACAAGGCGGUUGUUAUACCAUUAUCGUUCAACGGUCACUGGACCCUUUAUCUGCUCAAAACGAGGACGGCCUGGUAAUGCAAAUUGAAGUGACUCCGUAUAGCUCGGUACAUAUGAUGUGGCUGUUUCCCCAGUAUUUUAUUAUAACUGCUGGCGAGGUCAUGUUCUCCGUUACCGGACUACAAUUUUCUUUCACUCAGGCUCCAGAACGGAUGCAGUCGGUGAUGCAAGCUGCGUGGCUUUUGAAUGUAGCCUUCGGAAAUCUAAUUGUUACGGUGGUAGCUAAAGCCAAGUUAAUUCCUAGACAGUCCAUGGAGUUUUUCCUGUUUGCCGGACUAAUUGCAUUGGAUAUUAUUUUGUUCGUGAUCCUAGCAUUACGCUAUGACUACGUCGAAGAUGAAAACGAGGACAAAGCAAAGUUGCCCACAGCUACACCCAUUGAAGGAACAGAUAAUCAAGCAUUUGCUUCCGAGACUGCGAUAUAAACGUCACUGUGGUAUUUUAUAUAAUUAUUAUUAAGUAAACAAUGACAUUAUUUUUUAGAUUUCUGGUGGAUAGUUAAACAUUUAAAUAAAUAUGAAGUGCAUUUAUUUUGGAAUGUGAAAACAGUUUGUUUCCAAAAAUCUUCGUAAAAGCGAGUGAAUUGCUCCUACAGUCGUACAUGCGAUACAUAAAUACAGCCAAAGUUUAUCAACA